This is a messenger RNA of Thamnophis sirtalis, 799 nucleotides long. Lineage: Eukaryota; Metazoa; Chordata; Lepidosauria; Squamata; Natricidae. The record is from RefSeq and is a predicted model, not a curated record.
AAAGAUGGGAAGAAAAUUCUUCUGCCUUCUGGUAGCUUCAACUUUGAUAGCCUACUACAUCUACCAGCCUUUACCAGAGAAUGUGGAGGAGCCCUGGAAGCUGACCCUUUUAGAAGCUAGCAUUAGAAGCCUAAACCAUGCAGCCACAAUUGUGGAGAAGUUGGGUCUUGGACGCUAUAUGGAUGUUAUAAAUCUGUACAUGAGGUUUGAAUAUACAGCACCAACAUCUGAUGAAAAUGUUAUUGUAACAGACACAGAAUUUAGCCAUGUUCCAGUACGUCUUUAUAUUCCUACAAAGCAGUCAGAUGUCUUGAAAAGAGCAGUGAUUUUCAUCCAUGGAGGUGGAUGGUGUACAGGAUCAGCAAGCAUGAAAGCCUAUGACCUCUUAUCAAGAUGGACAUCAGAAAGACUAAAUGCUGUUGUGGUGUCUGUCGAUUACAGACUAGCGCCAAAAUAUCGAUUCCCCCUUGCAUUUGAAGAUGUGUACUCAGUAUCAAAAUACUUUCUACAAAGCAGCAUUCUGGAGAAAUAUAAUGUAGACCCAAGUCGCAUCGCCAUUGCAGGAGACAGCGCAGGAGGUGGCUUAGCUGCAGCUGUAACCCAGCAGAUUCUAGAUGACCCUGACGUCAAGACUAAAUUCAAAAUUCAAGCUUUAUUGUACCCUGGUCUUCAAACUAUUGAUGCCGAAUUGCCAUCCCUUCAGGAUAAUAAAAACAUGCCAAUUCUGCCUAAAACAUUAGUAAUCAAAUUCCUCAGUGAAUAUUUUCCAUCAGAUGACUUUUUUUNUAGUUUGAUUUGA